Messenger RNA from Lobosporangium transversale, 358 nucleotides. RefSeq lists its product as hypothetical. The transcript is spliced from 2 exons. The record is from RefSeq and is a predicted model, not a curated record. Bases 44 to 358 code for a protein of 104 amino acids. NCBI's taxonomy places the organism in Eukaryota, Fungi, Mortierellomycota, Mortierellomycetes, Mortierellales, Mortierellaceae.
CUUUUUACUAUCAGAUCUAUCUUAUCCCCAAAUUAAUUCAAACAUGACUACCACUCCAUCCACUCUUAUUGCGCUCGCUGAUGAAGCCAAUGCAAGCCCCGUGAUGACUCUUCAACAGGUCACUGACACUGUCUAUGGAGUCUUGAACAACUCCGAUCCCAUGCACCUUGAGCUAAAUUCGCUCCGUAUGACGAAUGAAACAAGAAUAGCCGAGCAAUCAGCCUGUCCUGCGAAAACUCUCUUGCCAUCGGAGCUUGUGCCAGCUGACUAUGUGAUGAAUGAGCAGCUCUCCAUGUCACCAGAGCCGGUUGUAAACGCUGUGGAGAAGCAGGUAUUGUCUAUUUUAUAUCUCUACUGA